Messenger RNA from Rhagoletis zephyria (snowberry fruit fly), 1161 nucleotides. NCBI's taxonomy places the organism in Eukaryota, Metazoa, Arthropoda, Insecta, Diptera, Tephritidae. The record is from RefSeq and is a predicted model, not a curated record.
AUGUUACUGAAGAAGAUCAUGAAUCGAGGUGGUCGAGCUCAGGCGGCUGCUCAGGCUGCCGCCGCCGCUCAGGCUCAGGCUCAGGCACAAGCUCAGGCGGGCAAUGAUCAGCAUGGCGGCGGAAACGGAGCCCCAACAGGUGGCGGCGGCAUUCUGCCCCCUUCCGGUCUGCCCAUGGGCAACCUCACCAAUGUGCCCCUGCAGGGAGGAGGAGGAGGAGGAGCAAUCUACGGCGGACCAAACAACACCCCACUUCGCAUUAAGAGCACGUCCAUCCACCUGGAGUACACCAUCACCGACACCGUCCUCGGACUGGGCAUCAACGGCAAAGUGCUCGAAUGCCGCUCCAAGACCACCGGACAGAAGUACGCUCUUAAGGUUCUCCGCGACAACGCCAAAUCACGACGAGAAGUAGAGCUGCACUGGCGAGCAAGCCGAUCAAAACAUAUUGUUCAAGUUUUAGAUGUGUUUGAGAACAAUUUAAGUAACAGUAAAUGCCUCUUUGUUAUCAUGGAAUGUAUGGAAGGUGGUGAAUUGUUUCAGAGAAUUCAAGACAGAGCAGAAAAUGCUUUCACAGAACGUGAAGCAGCGGAAAUUAUGCGGGACAUUUGCAAGGCCAUUCUCUACUUGCACUCAUUAAACAUUGCUCAUCGAGAUGUGAAGCCAGAAAAUUUGCUGUACACUCGAAAAGAUCCUACGGGAAUUCUCAAAUUGACCGAUUUUGGUUUUGCAAAGGAAACCACGCAAAUGUUGCAGCUACAAACGCCCUGUUACACGCCAUACUACGUCGCUCCUGAGGUGCUCGGUCCUGAGAAAUACGACAAAAGUUGUGAUAUGUGGUCCCUAGGCGUCAUCAUGUACAUCCUCCUCUGCGGGUAUCCCCCCUUUUACAGCAACCACGGUUUGGCCAUUUCACCGGGAAUGAAGAAACGAAUUCGCGCUGGAAUGUACGACUUUCCUGAAUCAGAGUGGCGACAUGUGUCGAAAGAUGCAAAAGACCUCAUUAAAGCACUCCUGUGCACAGAUCCCGAUAAACGGUUAACUAUUGAGCAGGUGAUGAAGCACAACUGGAUUGCGCGCUACACUGAAGUUCCUCAAACGCCACUGUGCUCACUUAAAAUUCUCCGCGAAGACCACGAACAGUGGCCUGAAGUGCAGGAG